AUAAUGUACACUUCCGAUUCGCCGAAAACGCGCCUCGUCUAAAAGCAGGUAACAAUCCGAGCUCCGCUGCAGUGCUAGUCUACCGUUCCGACGGCUUCAGUCCCGAGCAAACAGGUCUGACUCCAGCUGUCGUUGCACACACGUGCAUUUCAAUGAGGACCUAGCCUGGUGCGAACAAUGACGAUAAUGUCGAGAUCUCCCGACCACAUAAAGCGACCCAUGAACGCCUUCAUGGUGUGGUCCAAGCAGAGAAGGAAAGAGCUGGCACAGGAGAACCCGCGGAUGCACAAUUCUGAGUUGAGCAAACGGCUCGGGGCAGAGUGGAAAGCGCUCAACGAGGCUGCGAAGAGACCGUACAUCGACGAGGCGAAGAAAAUACGCGAGCAGCAUAUGAUCGACCACCCGGGUUAUCGCUAUCGACCGAGGAGAAAGCCGAAGAACCCCGCAAGCCUCUUCAACAACGGGAAGAGGGCCGGGAACAUGUCUGCGUAUCCUCUGCCCGGGAUCACGGGGCCAGCUUGCGGGCACCCUUCGUUUGCCGGGACGGCGGCGGCGCAACCUCUGCAGAUUGUCAUGCAGCCCGGCAUGCAACCCGUCGUAAGCUCCACCUCAGCCGCGGCGUUCUCUGGCAAGGCCUUCUCCAGUAUGGCCGGAGCUACGCCUCUUGUUGCACCCGCCGGCACCGUCAGCUACAUCCUUCAGUCUGCCAAACCCGGCAUGAUGCCUACAGUCCCGCAGUUCACUCCAGUAGCAAUGUACUCCUCCCCGCACCAGCAAGUGUCUCACGUGUCCCCCACCCACCCAGCCUCGUCUCCAACUUUCUUCACCAAUGCUGGAGCCAUCUCCUACGCCACCCAGCACACCCCUGUCAUUACCACCACCGCAAGUGCGCUAGAGGCGCUGAGAGCUGGCAGCGGCACCGAGAUCCUCAAAUCAGUAACAGUCCAGAAUCUGGAAGCACAGGGCCUCAUUAGAGCAGCGGGGAGCUCAGUUAGCGGAGUCGAUUCGGCAUCGACGACUUCCGGAGUUAGUUCUCUCUCUGAGUCGGCAUCUCCGCUGCAAGCCGAAUCGGACACCUCUGUUCGCUCCACCGCGUCUCCCCAGAUCUCCUCACUGCACACUACCAGCGGUUCCCCUAUGAACUUCCCCCUCUAUUCCCCGGCCCCUCUCGGCUACUUUCUGCAGUCUCACGGAGGACAAACGUUCCAGACUCUUCGCUCAGUGUCCAGCAUGCCUGACCUCCACACCACAAUAACCACCGCUGCUCAGGCUCAGACGGCAACCUCCGUACAGAGACACUCUAGCAAUUGCGCUUGUCUCAACUGCUCCAUCUACAAACAGCAGCCGACUAUGGCCACAGCAGGCAUGCCGGGUCAACCAACGUAUAUACUGGUUCAGGCACCCACAGCUCAAGUACACGAAACGAAAUAGCAUCUCUCUUCUCUCUCUCUCUCUCUUUAGUUCAGACAAACGAUAACAGGCAUCAGAUAUUUAUAUUGCAUCAGCUUCUCUCCCUACUUUCCCCCAUGCUCCCCUACUGCAAACGUCUGUCGUUGCAACUAUCACUGUCGAUAUUCCACUGCACUCUCAGUAUGACUGGAGUCUGUCAUAUUUUCUGCAUGUUAUAAGCCUUCACAGAGUAUACGGCAAAUAUUUCUCUUCAAAUAUAUCUGUGCUUGCACACACACAUACUUAUAUAUUCUAUAUCUUCUUUGUUUUACUCAGUUUAUUAUUAUCGAUCAUCAGCACAGGCACUGUGUGAUACGCAUGUGUGUAUAUAUAUCCUUUAUCCUUAUAUGGUAGUUUAUCUUCUCGCAGACUCAGACAAUUGUAAAAGCGCUAAUGUUGUAUGCAUUAACAAUUGUUCCCACCACAAUUUGUGA
Molecule: messenger RNA, 1883 nt
Organism: Geodia barretti
Lineage: Eukaryota; Metazoa; Porifera; Demospongiae; Tetractinellida; Geodiidae
Source: the annotation of a GenBank genome assembly